Mesorhabditis spiculigera is the source of this 1476-nucleotide messenger RNA. The record is from the annotation of a GenBank genome assembly. NCBI's taxonomy places the organism in Eukaryota, Metazoa, Nematoda, Chromadorea, Rhabditida, Rhabditidae.
AUGUAUGCCGAAAAUUGUGAUACGACUCCAAGUUUCAGCCAGUGGUACGGUAUCCCAGAAGCUUUCUACACAACACACGUUAAUGCUCGUCCAACCGCCAUGGUGAAGCCACUCCCCAAAACACAUUCCAAUUUCUCAAUCGAAUACUUAUUGACUGCGCCCUCCCAACCUUGUAAAAAACCGGAAAAACCCGAGUUGGGCCAACUAGAAGUCCAGGUCUAUCAGAACCAUGAUUAUCCAUCAUGUCUUGACACUCCGCGCAGCUCCACGGGGGGUGAGAAGAUGUGCCUUGAUCCAAUCGUAGACACAACAUCAUCGGAUAUUUUGCGGAUCCCGACACCAGCAGAUGAGGAAGAAGCCGAUGUUGUUACAAACGUUUACAAGUUUGACGAGGUCUCGGAUGAUGAUCGUCUUGCCGACACGCCAGAUUCCCAGGCUACGAUUGCUGCGUAUUCAUGUGAAGACUAUCCCUACGAGAAGCCACCAUCAGCAAUGGACCUUGAUCUGGCCGAAAUGCGAGACGUUUGUGGCGAUCAAGUCGACUUCCUGCAAGGAUGGAACUUCCAGAAGCGGAUCAGCAGGCGCCCAGAUAGAUUCAAUGCGACCCUCGCCAACCAGAAGAGCCCGGCCAAAGUGAAGCACGAAAGCAAGCGUAUCCCGAAAAAGCGGCCGCCUCGUUUUGUAGCGGAUAAGGAAAAUGACACGGUGCCGAAAGCGAGGAGGGGAAGAGUCGCGAAGCCACGUCAGCCGCUACAAGAACAGGCCAAGAAGGCGCUCGAGGAGUACCCGCAAAUAGAUGAAUGGAAGGGACUAUGGACAUUGCAAGGCUCAUCGACGUUGAAGAAAAUUGGCGUAUCGAGCACUUCUUCCGAAAAGUACAGGGAAUGCUACGAAUCUGUACAGCACACCAACGGCUUUAUCGUUAGAAUUGGUGAUUGCGUGUCGAUUGAAGUUGCUAAUGAUGAAGAGUCCGGCGUCGGCACGGUGCAGCACUUGUAUUGGGACGAGCAGGCCGCUGCUCCGAUGGCAGCUAUCGACUGGUUUUAUUCGUAUAGCCAGAUGGAGUUGAAAGAAGACGCGCGUAAAGAUCUGCAUAGCAUUCGCGACUACCAGCCACAUCACAGGGAACUUUACGCCUCGCGCCACCGGGAUUCAAUCCCAAUGUGGUCCGUACAACGUGGCGUCAAGGUGCUGACAUUCGACGAGUAUAACCGGUACAUGUGCGACAAGAAAAAGCUGGAAUUUCCUGAAGCUCGACGCCCACCGCUCUACAACGAGUAUUUGAAUACCGCAAACCCUCGUCACAUGCGCCUAGCAAACCCUUCGGAUCCGGAGGAGAUCGUAUUCUUUGUCCGACACACCUACGAGCUGAAAGGCCACCGAAUCUACGACGCGAAGCGACAGGCUGUGGAAGGCAAGAAUUGGAAGCCGCUGCAGAAGCGCCGAGUUCACGAAUGGCCGUUCUCUGACACCGAA